UAUUUUCUCUUCUCCUUCCCCCAAACCCUUUUCUUUUCUCUCCCAUUUUAUUUUUACUUCAUUUGUCCUACCUAAAACCUACACAAUCUACACACACACACAAAACACAUCUUCCUGGAAUUUCCCACCAUAUAUAUAUAUAUAACCUCUUAAUUACUUUCUACUAGCUUUGGAAUGAUGGAGAAAAUGGACGACGAAGAAUUUUCAAAUUGUUUUCUCCAAAUCCCAGCUGCCGGAUCCAACCCUUCUCUGGCAAAGAAGAAGAGAAAUCUCCCCGGAAACCCAGAUCCUGAAGCAGAAGUUGUGGCGCUGUCGCCCAAGACUCUAAUGGCAACUAACAGAUUCGUGUGUGAAAUAUGCGGGAAGGGGUUUCAAAGAGACCAGAACCUACAGCUUCACAGACGAGGCCACAACCUUCCAUGGAAGCUGAAACAAAGGAGCAGCAAAGAGCCGAGAAAACGAGUGUAUGUUUGCCCUGAGAAGAGCUGUGUGCACCACCAUCCUUCAAGGGCACUGGGAGACCUCACUGGUAUAAAGAAGCACUUUUGUAGAAAGCACGGCGAAAAGAAGUGGAGGUGCGAUAAGUGCUCCAAGAGAUAUGCUGUGCAGUCUGAUUGGAAAGCUCACUCCAAAACUUGUGGCACCAGAGAGUACAAAUGUGACUGCGGUACUCUAUUUUCAAGGAGAGACAGCUUCAUCACUCACAGAGCAUUCUGCGAUGCGUUGGCGGAAGAGACAGCCAGAGUAAAUUACGCAGCUACAAGCAUAAGCAACGCUGCCAAUAACAACUUCAAUUACCAGUUCAUGGGCGGAGGGACAGAAUCAGCAUUAUUCAUGCCACAGCCACAACAUUAUUUUCCAGCAGCUUCUAUUUUCAAGCCAAUCAUCUCAGGAAAUGAAGGAAGAACGUCCUUAAGAAAUGCUAAUAACCUUAACCUUGGUGGCUCCAUGGUCAGUAGCAGUUCAGGGUUAAUUUACUGUACUGACCCUGUACUUCCCCCAGCAGCUGGUGAUAAUUAUAGUAAUCUCAAUUGGGUAUUUGGGGCAAAGCCUUUUUCUCAAAACAACAACAACAACCAUGGUGAUGAAGAUGGUGAAGAUUUGGAUGAAAAUGAGAAGUUGGUAAGGGCCACGGGUGGUGGUGCUUCUUCAAUGUACCGCCACCAAUUACUACAGCAAUUGAACCAUAGCCAAAUGGCAAAUAUGUCAGCCACUGCUUUGCUGCAAAAGGCUGCCCAAAUUGGGGCAACUUCCACCACCACCUCAGACCCAUCAUUAUUCCAACUCCAAGAGGGUUAUGUGUUCAAAUGCAGCAGUGGGAGUGGUACGGCAGCUGCUGGCUGUGGAUUUUCAGCUGGUACAGUUAACCCAAUUAUGGAGGUGGAACUGGAGGGCAUGUACCCUGCAAAACGGCGUCGUACAGAUCAGUGUGAACAAGAGCCUGGAACUGGAACUGGAACUGGAACUGGAGGGCAGACUAGGGAUUUUCUUGGAGUUGGCGCCCACACUACCAUUUCCCACGCCUCAUCUAUCAAUGGAUGGAUCUAGCCAUUUAAUUACUAUGUAUGGUAUGGUAUUUGCCAAUUUCAUUUGGACCUCUCUCUCUCUUUUUUUUUUUUUUUCUUUUCUUCAUUUCUUUACGCAAAGUUGACAAUAAAGUAAAUCAAAAGAUGGGGGUGAGAAUGGAGAAUGAGAUUUAUUCAACUAUCUAUAUCCUGAUCAAGAUGAGCAAAGUUGAGCA
This is a messenger RNA of Momordica charantia (bitter melon), 1741 nucleotides long. RefSeq names its product C2H2-like zinc finger protein (gene NUC). Gene Ontology annotation, cellular component: nucleus. Lineage: Eukaryota; Viridiplantae; Streptophyta; Magnoliopsida; Cucurbitales; Cucurbitaceae. The record is from RefSeq and is a predicted model, not a curated record. Gene Ontology annotation, molecular function: DNA-binding transcription factor activity.